Malania oleifera is the source of this 3298-nucleotide messenger RNA. RefSeq names its product scarecrow-like protein 33. The record is from RefSeq and is a predicted model, not a curated record. Gene Ontology annotation, molecular function: DNA-binding transcription factor activity; sequence-specific DNA binding. Gene Ontology annotation, cellular component: nucleus. The coding region runs from base 744 to 3032 and encodes 762 amino acids. The transcript has a single exon. Lineage: Eukaryota; Viridiplantae; Streptophyta; Magnoliopsida; Santalales; Ximeniaceae. Gene Ontology annotation, biological process: regulation of DNA-templated transcription.
GUUUUCAGCCAGGCAAGUUGGUCCGCCCAUCUCAUCGAGAUGGGCUAGGGCAAGGGCGAGAUCGGAAUUGAUCGGACGGCGGAGGAGCGCUCGAUCAGCUUCCAAUGGAUAGGUAGAAAAGAGGUGUUUUAGCUGCAGAAGACAGGAAACUGACGCCCGACGUCAGCGACUACGCAAGGAAUCGCUGGCGUUGCGCAUGUGGCCCGUCAGAUUGGACCGUUGCUGACCCGUCCAACGGCUCACAUUCUCUCUCGCCGGCAGUGGGUAAAGAUAUAUAUAGCGAUGUGUUUUUCUCUCAGAUAGAGAAAAGCUCGUCACUUGAGGGAGAGCCAGCUUCAUUUCUUGAUCUCUUCUCCAUCAUUUCUUCGUUCAUGCCUCUCAGGUACAAGCGAUCCCUCUCUAUCUUCUUCGUUUUCUUCCGAUUCUUCAAUGAUAGAACCUCGGAUUUGAGCUUAUUCAUUUGAUUUGACCUUGGUUUUUUUUUUUUUCUCUUUUUUGUCUUUUUGAUUAAUCAUUCUAGUUUUGGCUUUAGUUUCUGGAAAUUCUGUAGAAUGCUUCUGGAUCUCUGUGGAUUUUUAUUUUUAGGGUUUUAGACAUGGACGUGUUUCCGGUUCUUGGUGUUUGACAUGGAUGUCAGUUCAUAUUGGGUAGUUGAAAAGUCAGCUCUAUUGUUUUUUUUUUUUUUUUAUUUGUUGAAAUUUAGGGUUUAGGAUUCUUGGGUAGAGUUUUGGGCAUAGGAGGUUAUGGAUUCACGCUCAAGAGGUUUCUCCAAUUCCAUAAACAUGUUACAAUUGAAUGAUGAGCCCGUUUAUACCAAUCCUGACCAGCACCCAAGUGUCAAAAGCGGAUUCAAAUUCAAAAAUAACUCUUUGGAUCUCAAGUUCAUUGAUUUUCUCUCCGUUCCGCCCAAGCCAGACCCUCCUUCAACUGUGAGAUCGGAGCUGGAUUCUCAAAAUGACAGUAAUUCUUCUGAUACUGCUCUGAGGUGCUUAGGCCAUGUGGUCAUGGAAGAGGACAUGGAGCAGAAAUCGUGCAUUUUGCGCGAACCCUUGGCUCUCCAAGUUGCCGAUAAACCAUUCUAUGAUUUCCUCGGAGGUUGUAGCUCCAGUGAUUCCAAUCCACUUCAAAAUUUUUCUAGUGAUUGUAGUUCUAGCAACAGCAAUGGCACUAGCAACUCCCUUGAACCCAUUGAUAAUUUCACUAGCUGUUGUAGCCAUAGCAGCAGUAAUUGUACUAGCAACUCAGUUGAAGCUUGGUGGAUUAAUGGUCAGGGAGAAUAUCGGCCCUCUUUACUGCAAUCCAUGUCAGAGUCUGCCUCACAAGCGUGUUUCAGCUCUCUAAACAGCUCCAAUGCUAGCUCUAAUGGCUUGGUGGACUCUUCUGUAAGUACACUUCUUGCUCCAAAUCUAUGUUUUGAGAACAAGCCCAUAUUGCAGCUCACAAGAGAGGGAGGCAAAGCUAGUGAAUUCCUUAACCUACUCCUCCAUUCGUCCAAGAAGAAUGAGGCUGCUAAAUUCCUUCAUUUUGAAAAUCCUUUAGAUAUUGAUUUUGAGAACAAUAAAUUGCCUCCAAAAUCAAAGAGGGAUGCUCCAAUGGUGGCAUUCGAGGUGGAAAAGGAGGACAAGGAGUAUUCACCUAAUGGUUCAAGAGGAAGGAAGAAUCAUCACAGAGAGGACUUAGAAGAAGGGAGGAGCAACAAACAGUCUGCUAUUUGCGUAGAAGAGGAAGAGUUCUCAGAGAUGUUUGACCGGUUUUUGAUCUGUGCUCACAGGCAUAACCAUCCUCUUGGGUGCUCUAUUGAUCAUGAAUUUUCGAAGAACAAAGCUGGCAAGCUUUGCCAGCAGAACGGGCUUAAUACUGGGAAGAGUUGUGCAAAGAAACAGGGAAAUAAAAACCAAGCCGUGGAUUUGGGGACCCUCCUUAUUCAUUUUGCACGAGCUGUCACUGCAGAUGAUCGUAGAGCUGUGAAUGAACUGUUAAAGGAGAUUAGGCAGCACUCUUCUCCAUUUGGUGAUGGGUCUCAAAGGAUUGCCCAUUACUUUGCCAAUGGCCUUGAGGCUCGUUUAUCUGGGACUGGAACUAAAAUUCAUUCUGCCUUGGCUACUAAGAGGAUGUCGGCUGUUGAUAUGCUGAAGGCUGGCCUAUUUUAUAGCUCAGUUGCUCCAUUCCGGAAGAUUGCUAUUCUUUUUGCAAACCACCACAUUUUGAAUUUAGCUGAAAAAGCGACGACACUGCAUAUUAUAGAUUUUGGUAUCCAUUAUGGGUUCCAAUGGCCUGUUGUUAUUCAAUAUCUCUCAGACAGACUAGGUGGACCUCCAAAACUUCGCAUUACUGGUAUAGAGCUUCUCCAACCUGGUUUCCAGCCAGCAGAGAGGGUGGAGGCAACAGGGCGUCGUUUGGCAAGAUUUUGUGAGCGCUUUAAUGUUCCAUUUGAGUAUAAUGCAAUAGCACAGAAAUGGGAGACUAUCCAAGCUGAAGACCUCAAGAUUGAGAGAAAUGAGGUAAUUGCCGUGAAUUGCCUAUUUCGAUUUGAGAAUCUGCUUGAUGAAACAGUUGUUGAAAAAUGCCCACGGAAUGCUGUUCUAAACUUAAUCCGGAAAGUAAAUCCUGAUAUUUUCAUCCAUUCUAUUGUUAAUGGAUCCUACAACAGUCCCUUCUUUCUCACACGGUUUCGGGAGGCACUCUUCCACUACUCUGCAUUGUUUGAUAUGCUUGACACUACCCUAACAUGUGAAAAUCAGGAGAGACUGAUGUUUGAGAAAGAGUUUUAUGGGCGAGAGGCUAUGAAUGUCAUAGCUUGUGAGGGGUCGGAAAUGGUAGAGAGGCCUGAGACAUACAAGAAGUGGCAUGUCCGGAAUACAAGGGCUGGCUUCAGGCAGCUUCCAUUGAACAGGGAGCUCAUGAACAAUCUGAGGGCUGAUGUGAAAGCCAGCUACCACAAGGAUUUUGUGGUUGAUGAAGAUGGGCAUUGGAUGCUACAAGGAUGGAAAGGCCGCAUUCUUUAUGCUAGCUCUUGUUGGAUUCCUGCAUAGGAGUCUUGAAGGGAUGUUUUGUUUUCAUAGGUCAGAACUGGUGAACCAUGAAAUUCUUCAGAAAUUGAACUUACUGCCUUCUGUUUCAUUGCUAUAUGGUAAGCAAGAUUGAGAACACAAGCAAAAGUGCUCUCUUAAACCCAACCCCCCACCCCCCCCCCCUUUUUUUUCCAUACACACAUGCAAGCACAUUUUUGUAUCUGUGCAUAUUCUGCUGUUAAUAGUUUAUCUUCUUUGAAUAUAAGCUCUGCAUAUUCUGCUGUUAA